UAACCACCCCCGGUGUUACGGGAGGGCGCUGGGCCGCCGCCGCUGCUCGUCCCGUUGUUGCCGUACCACAAAAAGCAAAGCACACCGCGGCGAGGAGGACGGAGCGAUUCCCAAAUCCGCGAGCCCCACCCGAAUCCAAUCCAUCCCCCAAGCCCCGCUCGCCGUUGCCGCCGCCGCCGCCGCGUCGCUCGUGUACGUGUACGUGCGGACGCGGCGUACGGAGCGAGUACGACGACCGACGCGUAGGAAGAGGAUCGUGUGGGGGGCGCCCCUUCCGUGGCGGCGCCGCCGUGCUGCACGGUCUCUGCUCGCGCCGGCGGCCGGACGGGCGUAGCCUGCUUUGCCCUGCCCUGCCCUGCCACCGUUGGGUUCUGGUGCUGCUGGUGGCCGAGCAGAGCGGGGGGCGGCGGAUCGCCGGCGGUCAGUCCGCGGCGACGCCGUGAUCAGGUGAUCGGAGCUCCCUUGGUUGUUUCUCUUCCCCCCGCGCAAAUUUUCUAGCCCCGGCGCGGGCGGGGUGGUGGUGGGCAUUGGCAUUUCGUCCCCCACGAUAGAGACGCGCCGCGUCGGGCGGCACGCGCCCCCCCCCCCCUCUCGAUCUUGCCGCCGCCGCCGCCGCCGCUCGUAAUCCCCGCCUGCUGCCGGAGGGCCUGCAUUUUUUUCUAAUGCGACGCUGCUAGCGAUAGAAAACCCAGUAGCAUGGUAUUGAUCCGAUUGGGGGCACCGUGAGCAUGCUCGCUUGAUCUCCGAUCCGUCGUGUUAAGCACUCAGCGAGGAGGGUGCCCAAACGGCUGGACAACCAACCUGCAAUCGAUCUGCUAAGUCGGCCGGAAUUGAUAAAAGGGUCUCUUCCAAAAUUGCCAUUUGGAACACUAUGGGCUGGUUGACCAAAUUUUUUAGAGGUUCAACCCACAAUAUCUCGGAAGGGCAAUACCACAGCAAACCUACAGAGGAGACAGUAUGGAAUGGACCCUCUAAUUCCGCAGUUGUGACGGAUGCUCAGUCAGAAUUUGACAAUGAAGAUAUCGCCCGUGCAAUAUCACUCUCUCUAUUAGAGGAGGAACAAAGAAAGGCAAAGGCAAUAGAAAAGGAUAUGCAUUUGGAGGAGGACGAACAACUUGCAAGAGCUAUUCAGGAAAGUUUGAAUGUUGAAUCACCCCCUCGAAUUCGUGAAAAUGGCAAUGCCAAUGGUGGGAAUAUGUAUCAACCAAUGCCAUUUAUGUUUUCCUCUGGAUUCAGGACUUGUGCGGGAUGUCAUAGUGAGAUUGGCCAUGGGCGUUUCCUUAGUUGUAUGGGAGCUGUCUGGCAUCCAGAAUGUUUUCGCUGUCAUGCUUGUAGUCAACCAAUAUAUGACUAUGAGUUCUCCAUGUCGGGAAACCAUCCAUACCAUAAAACAUGCUACAAGGAGCGCUUUCACCCAAAAUGUGAUGUCUGCAAGCAAUUUAUUCCUACAAAUAUGAAUGGCCUUAUUGAAUAUAGAGCACAUCCUUUCUGGUUACAAAAGUACUGCCCAUCACAUGAGGUGGAUGGUACUCCAAGAUGCUGUAGUUGUGAAAGAAUGGAGCCAAGGGAAUCAAGAUAUGUAUUGCUGGAGGACGGUCGUAAACUCUGCCUGGAGUGCCUUGAUUCUGCAGUUAUGGAUACAAGCGAGUGCCAGCCUCUUUAUCUUGAAAUACAAGAAUUUUAUGAAGGCCUGAAUAUGAAAGUGGAACAGCAAGUUCCCUUGCUUCUUGUAGAAAGACAGGCUUUAAAUGAAGCCAUGGAAGGAGAGAAGGCUGGCCAUCACCAUCUUCCAGAAACAAGAGGUUUGUGCUUAUCAGAAGAGCAAACUGUCAGCACGAUUUUGAGGAGACCAAGAAUGGCUGGAAAUAAAGUUAUGGAAAUGAUAACGGAGCCAUAUAGGUUGACUCGGAGGUGUGAAGUGACUGCAAUUCUCAUUCUUUAUGGUCUCCCAAGAUUGUUGACAGGUUCAAUUUUAGCUCAUGAAAUGAUGCACGCGUGGUUGCGACUUAAAGGAUAUCGCACACUUAGCCCAGACGUAGAAGAGGGCAUAUGCCAAGUUCUUGCUCACAUGUGGAUUGAGUCAGAGAUCAUGGCAGGCUCAGGCAGUAAUGGUGCUUCAACAUCCUCAUCCUCAUCGUCAUCAGCAUCCACAUCAUCGAAAAAGGGGGGAAGAUCUCAAUUUGAGCGAAAGCUUGGUGAUUUUUUCAAGCACCAGAUUGAGUCGGAUACCUCUAUGGCCUAUGGAGACGGUUUUAGAGCUGGCAACCGAGCUGUUCUUCAGUAUGGUCUAAAGCGCACCCUUGAGCAUAUCCGGUUAACGGGGACUUUCCCAUUUUGAUAUCCCAUAGAUUCUCGUCUUUUGAUGGAGGUUAUACACGAUUGUUCAUUGAGUGUCCAUUUACACGAAAAGAAAGCAGUUUUGAGAUGUGCAAUUGUACAAACAAUCUUUUCAGUUACUUUUGGAAGGGCUAACUAGCGAUAUUGAUUUAAUUGGGAUGGUUGGCCCGACCAAUCACACGUGUACGGCAUUCCGAAAUAUUAAUGGAAACACUAGUAUUUUUAUGUGACA
Oryza brachyantha (malo sina) is the source of this 2569-nucleotide messenger RNA. Its product is annotated as protein DA1-related 1. The record is from RefSeq and is a predicted model, not a curated record. The transcript is spliced from 12 exons. Bases 872 to 2338 code for a protein of 488 amino acids. Lineage: Eukaryota; Viridiplantae; Streptophyta; Magnoliopsida; Poales; Poaceae. Gene Ontology annotation, molecular function: ubiquitin binding.